AUGAAACACAAUCUGGUGUGUCAGACACCUCCCACUGUCACUGUUCAUGUAAAAUCGAGUGCAUCCAGAUCACAUCAGCAAAAAAAACUUACUAGAUUAAAGCGACCUGCUUUUAAAUGCCAUCAAGAAAAUUGUGAAAAAGGGGUUCCUAGUCAGAAAUAUAAAUGUCCCAAGGGACCAUGUCUGGUUAUUCAGCGUCAGGAAAUGACGGCUUUCUUUAAAUUAUUUGAUGAUGAUCUCAUCCAAGACUUCCUUUGGAUGGAUUGUUGCUGUGAAAUUGCAGACAAGUAUCUCUUGGCAAUGACUUUCGUUUAUUUCAAGAGAGCUAACUUCACACCAAGGGAGCAUACCAGAAUCAAUUUCUUUGUGGCUCUGUAUCUGGCAAACACAGUUGAAGAAGACAAUGAAGAAGCAAAGUAUGACAUUUUCCCAUGGGCUUUGGGCAAAGCCUGGAGAAAGCUCUUCCCUGACUUCUUAAAGUUAAGAGAUCAACUGUGGAGUAGAAUUGACUACAGGGCUAUUGUAAGCAGACGCUGCUGUGAAGAGGUGAUGGCUAUUGCUCCAACACACUACAUCUGGCAGCGAGAGCGCUCUGUGCACCACAGUGGAGCUCUGAGGAAUUAUGACCAAGUGCAGCUGCCCCGAGGACCCAGUGCUACUCCUACAGACUGCCAGCUCUGUGGUAAGAAAGGCAGAUUUGUACGACUCGGAUUAUCAUCUUCCUCCUCAUCUACUGACACUUUGGAGAUAAUAGAAUUACACUCAUCCCAGAAAUCGAAGGACACCUUUUCAACUGAAAAAAUGCUCAUCAACUCUCCUUCUUAUAAAGCCCAAGACUGUCAGAGCCCAUCCAGGAAAAGGCAACCCUGUAGCAUCCUGGAUCAAGACAAGUCCAUGGACUGGUUUACAAGCAAUGGAGAAUAA
Cinclus cinclus is the source of this 924-nucleotide messenger RNA. It is a transcript of the gene SPDYA, whose product is annotated as speedy/RINGO cell cycle regulator family member A. Gene Ontology annotation, biological process: positive regulation of cyclin-dependent protein serine/threonine kinase activity. Bases 1 to 924 code for a protein of 307 amino acids. The transcript has 6 exons. Gene Ontology annotation, molecular function: protein kinase binding. The record is from RefSeq and is a predicted model, not a curated record. NCBI's taxonomy places the organism in Eukaryota, Metazoa, Chordata, Aves, Passeriformes, Cinclidae.